GCAUCAUCCGUACUCGCACUUCACCUCUGUGUGGCGGCUCCCAUCCCCCGCCUUUUCGACACAACUACCACCGGCCGAGGACUCGACGGCGCUCUUUUGACUGGUUUUCUUUCUUACACCGUGGCAGCGUUGAGUGCCAGCUGCACGGAUAAUGGCUUCAUUACUGUUCGCUUCCAGGCCUUUAGUUCCGACAUUACCUUCAAAACUCCUACCGGCAUUCGCUAAUCUACUCUCCAAUCCAUGUGUCUUCCUCCGACCCUCGCAGCACCAGAAGGUGCAGCAACCCUUCUCCCAACGUAGUUUCUCGAUUGCUGCCUCCAGCGGAUCGGUGAAGCCAGGACAACUUACCCCGAGUCAUGCUUCGUUAAUCCGUCCUCCCCGUGAUCUCAGCAACGGCAGCCCCGCCUUCGCUGAAUGUGUGUCAUCGUCGAUCCUCCGAAAGACAGCUACUAGCUUCGUAUCCCGGAAUUUCUCGUCGUUGGCUCCGGGCCCGUUCAAUCGUAUCAAUGCCGCCCCUCGGCACCCUCAGCAGUCUCGGAUUCGUGCUAUGACGUCUUUCGGCGGAGCUCCUUCGCAGGCUACUCUUUACCGUGCCGAGCAGGUUGCCAACAGCAGUCCACAGAACGCUUAUGCCCAGGAACGCUUCUACGAUCUCUUGCUUCGAGCCGGUCUUCCUCAGGUCGUUGCUGACCGCUACCAAAGCGGAAUAUACGCUACAAACAAAGGUUGUGAUGACAAAUACGGACGAGCACUAGAAAAACUUUCAAUAGCCGAAGAUGCUGGACUUACGAUGGACGGAACCGCUGCAUACGCUGCCGGACGAUCUGGUGUCGGAGCUGCCGAGCGAGCGCAAGCUAUCGGUCAGGCAGUUGCCGCUCGCACUCGUGGCGGAAACGUUUCGAUCAACCAUGGCAAGACUACCGGCGGCUCGGGUGGUAGGGAGGAUCCAAUCUACGUUGUGGUUGACGAGUCCAUUGGCGGGUCAAUCUUCAAGUGGAUCAAGUUCCUCUUCUACUUUUCGCUCGUGGGCUACAUCGCUCUGGUCUUCCUAUCCCUUGCUGUCGAAUUCACUGGUGUCCUGAAGAGUACCCGCGGUCCCGCGAACAACGAGGCGACGGCUUCCCAGCAGACUGCUCGAUUCAGUGACGUACACGGUUGCGAUGAAGCAAAGGAAGAGCUUCAAGAACUCGUUGAUUUCCUGAAGGAUCCAAAGCAAUUCUCGACUCUUGGUGGCAAACUACCCAAAGGUGUUCUCCUUGUUGGGCCUCCCGGUACCGGAAAGACGCUUCUCGCCCGUGCCGUGGCCGGAGAGGCUGGUGUUCCCUUCUUUUUCAUGUCUGGCAGUGAGUUCGACGAGGUCUAUGUUGGCGUUGGUGCUAAGCGUGUCCGUGAGCUCUUUGCUCAAGCCCGCGCAAAGGCACCUGCUAUCGUGUUCAUCGACGAAUUGGAUGCUAUAGGAGGAAAGAGGAACGAAAGGGAUGCUGCCUAUGUCAAACAGACCCUCAAUCAGCUUUUGGUCGACCUCGAUGGAUUUUCGCAGAACAGUGGUGUCAUCUUCCUCGCCGCAACCAACUUCCCUCAGAUGUUGGACAAGGCGUUGACUCGACCGGGACGAUUUGACCGGAGCGUCACUGUUCCGUUGCCCGACGUCCGUGGUCGUAUUGCAAUCAUCAAGCACCACAUGAAGAAGAUUCAGGCUUCCGAUACCGUCGAUCCCUCUCUUCUGGCACGCGGAACACCCGGCUUUUCUGGCGCUGCCCUUGAGAAUAUGGUCAAUCAAGCCGCCGUUCGUGCUAGCAGAUUGAAGGCUAAAGGUGUCAACAUGGAGCAUUUCGACUGGGCCAAGGACAAGAUCAUGAUGGGAGCUGAGAGGCGCUCUGCCGUGAUCCCGCCCAAGGAGAGAAAGAUGACUGCGUAUCACGAGGGUGGACACACUCUGGUCGGUCUCUUCACCGAAGGUCAUACUCCCGUCUACAAGGUUACAAUCCUGCCGAGAGGACAGGCUUUGGGCAUCACGCACUAUCUCCCCGAAGGUGACCAGUUGAGCAUCACUAAAAAGCAGUGCAUGGCUCAAAUCGAUGCUGCGCUCGGUGGCAAGAUCGCCGAGGAGAUCGUUUACGGACCCGACAACGUCACUGGAGGCUGCGCGUCGGACCUCAGUGCCGCAACUCGGAUCGCACGGAUGAUGGUGACACGCCUCGGCAUGUCGGAAGUCCUUGGAGACGUCGACCUCUCGGAUGACCGUGAAUUGUCGUCAGAAACCAAGUCCUUGAUCGAGAAUGAGGUGAAGAGGCUCAUCAACGAUGCCCGAGGACGCGCUACGAAGCUCAUCAUGUCAAAGCGCAAGGAAUUGGACAUGAUUGCCGAAGCUCUGAUCGAAUACGAGACGCUGAGUGCCGAUGAAAUCCAGAAAGUGCUCAGAGGCGAGAGGCUUCCUGGCAAGGAGCUGAUCAAGAAGGUGCCGAUAAAGAUACCCGACGGUGUCUACUCGGGACCUACGCUCGAAGGUGGCCCCGGCAACACUGGCGAGGUGCAGCCAACGAUUGUCCCUCCUACUACUGCUACUAGCGGAGAGAAGAGUGUGUAAGAAUGGAGAUGAGUUUGCAUCCAGUAUCUAGAAGUCUUUGUGCAAUGUGUGUUUUUUUAUUGGCCGUUACCCUUUUCUUUUUGUGUUUUCUUUACGGUUUGUUUUUCUCCACGCCAUGACGCUGUGCCUGGACUCCCUCUCCCUAUUUCUAUCUCCAUUGUUUUCCUUUUGUAUCUGCAUCACCGCAGCUGGGUUCGGUUGGGCCGAGAUGGGUUGAGGAUGGGUUGGGGGCGUGAGAUUUGCAUGAUUGCUGUUUGACACGAUUGAUGCCAGCUUGAAUCCCGUUGCCCGUGUACGUCUAUACGCAUAUGUAUUGCUUUCGUUGUACAUACUAGGUACGGUACGCACCGUGAUAGAAUCGAAGGAGGAGCUCCCGAAUCUGGUAUUAAUCCAAUCGCCAG
This is a messenger RNA of Tricharina praecox, 2988 nucleotides long. RefSeq names its product peptidase family M41-domain-containing protein. NCBI's taxonomy places the organism in Eukaryota, Fungi, Ascomycota, Pezizomycetes, Pezizales, Pyronemataceae. The transcript is spliced from 3 exons. The record is from RefSeq and is a predicted model, not a curated record. Gene Ontology annotation, biological process: mitochondrion organization; protein quality control for misfolded or incompletely synthesized proteins. Gene Ontology annotation, cellular component: mitochondrial inner membrane. Gene Ontology annotation, molecular function: metalloendopeptidase activity; ATP hydrolysis activity; ATP-dependent peptidase activity. The coding region runs from base 152 to 2587 and encodes 811 amino acids.